GCGAAAUUGAUUUUGGUAACUUUUCUUACUUUAGAUUCCACAAGAUAGUAUUUAUUUGCUAAACAGGAGCAACGUAGCCGUGUUUCCGGACGAAAGCGGUCAGUUUCCAGCCGACCACUUGGGUCCACCAAAUGGGACAUUUACCGUGCAAGGCGGACCUCAAGUGGACGAAAAUACGCAAUCACACGCCUUCUCCUUCUCAGCAAACAACAGCACACCGCGGGCAUCACCUUCAACACAUGGAUUCAUGUUCAGGAGCUCAUCUGCAGCCCGUGGUCAGCGUAGCAAUUUUACAAGAAAAAUAUUCCGCGGCAUUAUACAAGGAAAAACAUUAAGUCCUAGUGGCAGUUACCACAUAAGUUUAAAUUGCGAAACGUGCAAUACGGCAGAUGUUGUAAGGAUCACAAAGGAGGUGGCUAAUAUCGAUGCCGAGCUGGUCUUAACAGACAGUAGUGGGUUUGAAAUUGUCGACAGCGUGGCUACAAGAGGAAUCGAGUACUGGAAAACUCCGGCCAGAAAAUUUUUUGUGGUCACUAGAGAUGAGUACAGGGCCCUUAUGGUUGCAAGAAACCCUACUAGGAAGUAA
Exaiptasia diaphana is the source of this 586-nucleotide messenger RNA. RefSeq lists its product as uncharacterized. Lineage: Eukaryota; Metazoa; Cnidaria; Anthozoa; Actiniaria; Aiptasiidae. The coding region runs from base 248 to 586 and encodes 112 amino acids. The transcript is spliced from 3 exons. The record is from RefSeq and is a predicted model, not a curated record.